GGCGGAGAAGGCGCCCGAGCAGGCGGUGCAGCAGGAGGACGAGGCGCGGCGCUGGCUGGAGGACUGCAGCAAGGAGACGGCGGCGGUGGCUCAUGCGGCGGCGCUGGCCAAGGCAGAGUGGCAGGCGGAACUCAAGGCGGAGCUCCAGCGUGCGGCGCCUGGCACAGCUGCGCCAGAUGCGACGCAGGUGCCAGCAGGUUCGCAAAUCAACCUGUCGCAGCUGCUCGCAGAUGGGAGCGGGUUCGACGCGGUCGAGAUCGUCGACCGAGAGUUUCUCGACCUCAGCGGCCUAGAACUUGAGGAGGUCGACCGGAGCAAGUGGCUGGAGCUCAACGGCAACGCGGCCAUGGAGCUCCGGGCCGAGUGCGGCGAAUAUCCAGAG
Molecule: messenger RNA, 382 nt
Organism: Prorocentrum cordatum
Lineage: Eukaryota; Dinophyceae; Prorocentrales; Prorocentraceae
Source: the annotation of a GenBank genome assembly